AUGGAUUUUUCAGCUUUGAACAACAAAUCCAAUUUCCAUGCUCGUUCAAACAGCUUGCCUUCUAGACCUCAUCCACUUAUUCCUCAAAUAGAUGAGCUUUUGUGCAGGCUCAAAUCCUAUGAAGCCGCCUCUUCUUCAUCGUCGUCGAUCACCGAAAAACUAAACGGUCUUAGGGAUAUGUACGAGUUGGUUCAUAGUUUCCUUCAAUUGCCUAGCACGCGGAAUUCCUUAGCCCAAAACUGCAAUAACAAUCAGUUGUUGAAUGGAUCUCUUAAGCUCUUGGAUGUGUGUGGUUUAGCCAAGGAUGCUUUGUUGCAGGCCAAGGAUGAUACCCAACAACUCCAAUCAGUUUUCCGAAGAAGAAGAGGCGACGAUGCCGGGUUCGCAAAUGAAGCCAAGGCAUACUUAGCAACAAGGAAGAAAGCAAACAAGCUAAUAAACAAGUUUUUGAGAGAUUUAAAGAUCAGUAAAUGUGGCUUUGCCGAUGUUGAAGCUACAAUUAGCAUGUUAAGAGAUGUUGAAGGAGUUACUUUCACGGUGCUCCUAUCGGUUCUUUCCUAUAUAACCGCGUUGAUUUCGGAACCGAAAUCGAUCAGCUGGUCAUUGUUUUCGAAGUUAAUGCACUCGAAACGUGUAACCUGCCAGGGACAAGCUUCGGCGACCAACGAAUUCGACAGAGUGAAUGCAAUUUUGUGUAGUCUCAUUGGUUCUAAGACUGAGACUGAGAAUGCACAGAAUGAGUUGCAGAAACUGGAGUCAAGCAUUGAAGAUAUAGAAGGAGGAGUAGAAUGCCUGAUUAGGGUUUUGAUUAAAACUAGAGUUUCUAUUCUCAACAUCAUCAGCCAUUAA
Messenger RNA from Hibiscus syriacus, 849 nucleotides. RefSeq lists its product as uncharacterized. Lineage: Eukaryota; Viridiplantae; Streptophyta; Magnoliopsida; Malvales; Malvaceae. The record is from RefSeq and is a predicted model, not a curated record. The transcript has a single exon. Gene Ontology annotation, biological process: root development; shoot system development. The coding region runs from base 1 to 849 and encodes 282 amino acids.